This is a messenger RNA of Phytophthora infestans T30-4, 600 nucleotides long. RefSeq lists its product as uncharacterized. Lineage: Eukaryota; Oomycota; Peronosporomycetes; Peronosporales; Peronosporaceae. Bases 1 to 600 code for a protein of 199 amino acids. Gene Ontology annotation, molecular function: nucleic acid binding. The transcript is spliced from 2 exons. The record is from RefSeq and is a predicted model, not a curated record.
AUGCACAAGAAACCGCAAUACAUGAACACUAUGACAAACAAGCAGAAACGCCGGACAUAUCUUGCUGAGCUACAGGAGUACCAAGCUAUGGGAAAGAUCAUCCUAUACAUGGAUGAAACAAAUUUUAACUUGUGGUCUACACGUACGCGUGGGCGCAGUCUACGUGGCCGCCGUGCAAUGAAGAAGGUGUUUGCUGGCGGUGGCCAAAACAUGCACGUCAUCGCCUGCAUUAGCGAGAACGGAUUAGUGUACAACGAGACCAAAUUCGUUACAAACCGCCACGCCAACACGAAUGACUUCAUUCGCUCGCUUCUGCGCCACAUUCGGGACGCGUCGGAACUCACGCUAGCUGAUGUUGUGCUGGUGCUCGACAACACGCCGUGCCAUUGCCGGGCAGAAAGCUCAUUGCUGAAAGCGUUUAUGCGAGAAAACCGACGCCAAAUUCUUGGUGUUCCUCCCGGUGUGACCAUGAAGGACCAUCGUCAAUAUUUCCUCCAAACGGCUGCCAAUCAAUACCUCCCGGAGGUGACUACCGCAGCUAGCUGUCGCAAGUUUUAUCGGCACACGCCAUACAAUGUUGAUCCGUUCAUGUACACUUGA